Symbiodinium necroappetens is the source of this 492-nucleotide messenger RNA. NCBI's taxonomy places the organism in Eukaryota, Dinophyceae, Suessiales, Symbiodiniaceae. The record is from the annotation of a GenBank genome assembly.
AUGCUACGCAAACUCUUCGCCAUGCGAGCGCCAAAGAUCUUCAUCACAGUGGUGCUGCUGCUGUCGUGGAUGGAGCCUGACCUACUCUCCAACAAGUUCCAAGUGCUGGACUUCUUUGCAGGGAAGGGUCGCAUAGCUAGGGGGGCCAGGUAUGUCGGGAUGCCGGCAGCUGCCGUUGAUGUUGAGUACGCAGACAACGCACGAGUAAUGGACAUCAACAGCGACCCGGGCUAUGCGCUACUGUCCUGCAUUUGGUGUGUGCAGAAGCCAGACAAGCAUGGCGUGAUUCGGUUUCAUGGGACUGCAGAGCUCAAGGGGACCCAGGUGUAUCCUGUUGCGUAUGCUCGGCGCGUCUUGGACAUCGUUGAGAUCUGCCACGUCGAAGCCAGGCAGGUUGACCACAGCUCCUCACUUCUCGACAUGUACAUCUCCUAUCCGUGGGGCGACCUAUGGGCUGAUGCUGAUGUGACCUCCGUGUUCAAUUACUUGAGA